Messenger RNA from Myripristis murdjan (pinecone soldierfish), 1786 nucleotides. It is a transcript of the gene sdr42e1, whose product is annotated as short chain dehydrogenase/reductase family 42E, member 1. Bases 195 to 1355 code for a protein of 386 amino acids. Gene Ontology annotation, molecular function: oxidoreductase activity, acting on the CH-OH group of donors, NAD or NADP as acceptor. Gene Ontology annotation, biological process: steroid biosynthetic process. NCBI's taxonomy places the organism in Eukaryota, Metazoa, Chordata, Actinopteri, Holocentriformes, Holocentridae. The record is from RefSeq and is a predicted model, not a curated record. The transcript is spliced from 3 exons.
ACUGAACAGAUACACUUAAACAUUUUGCCCUCCAGGGUGUGUGUGAUCAUUUUUUUUUUGGGUUAGGUGAUGACGUCGCAUGCUGAAUCUACCCUUCACUUAGAAUAAGUACAGCCUACAUUCACGCUGGAAUAAAUUUACAUGUGCUCUGCAGCCAUAACACAUAACACAACACAUCUGAUCGCCCUCCAGCGAUGGGAAAUACGCGAACAGACACGUUUUUGAUCACCGGGGGAAGCGGGUAUUUUGGUUAUCGCCUUGCAUGCUCGCUGCAUAAAAAAGGAGCCAAAAUCAUUCUGUUUGAUGUAGCCCCACCAAGCCAAGGAGCACCAGAGGGCAUCGUAUUCCUGCAGGGAGACAUACGUGAAUAUGCACAAGUCGAGAAGGCUGUCUCUGGCGUGGACUGCGUGUUCCACAUUGCCUCCUACGGCAUGUCUGGCAGGGAGCAGCUGAAUCGUCGCCUGAUCGAGGCAGUGAAUGUUCAAGGCACAGAAAACGUCCUGAAGGCUUGUGUGGAGAAAGCCGUCCCCAGACUGGUUUACACUAGCACCUUCAACGUGGUGUUUGGAGGCCAAGUCAUCGAAAAUGGAGAUGAGAGUCUUCCUUAUUUACCUCUCCAUCUCCACCCAGACCAUUACUCCAGAACCAAGUCAAUGGCUGAGAUGGCAGUGAUGAAAGCCAAUGGUAGUGCACUGAUGGAUGGCAGUGGGGUGUUGAGAACCUGUGCCCUGCGUCCUGCGGGCAUCUACGGCCCUGGAGAGCAGAGGCACCUGCCCAGGAUAGUUGGCUACAUAGAGAAGGGGAUCUUCAGGUUUGUUUAUGGAAAACCCUGCAGCCUGGUGGAGUUUGUCCAUGUGGACAACCUGGUGUCAGCACAUGAGCUCGCUGCAGAGGCUCUGACCCCACAGCAGCAACACCGCUCCGCCGGUCAGGCCUACUUCAUCUCAGACGGCAGGCCUGUCAACAACUUUGAGUUCUUCAGACCUCUGGUGGAGGGCUUGGGCUAUCCUUUUCCCAAACUGCGCCUGCCUCUCGCUCUCAUUUACUUCUUUGCCUUCCUCACAGAGAUGACUCACCACCUCGUCGGCCCCCUCUAUAACUUCCAGCCAUUGCUGACACGCACAGAGGUGUAUAAAACCGGCGUGACACAUUACUUUAGCAUGGCAAAAGCCAAGGCAGAGCUCGGUUAUGAGCCUCAGGAGCACAACCUGGACGAGGUUGUUCAAUGGUUCAGAAGCAAGGGCCAUGGGAAAAAGCCUCACAGCUCGUGCCUCAAACGGUUGCUAUUAGAUGGUCUGCUUGUUGCUGCUUUUGUUGCUAUGGCCCUCUCUUACCUUCCUGUUGCUGGCAGUUGAUGAGGACUGCAUCAUUGUGAUGUUUUCAAACACAUACAUGUGAAGACUGAUUCAGAACCAGGCUGUUUACAUGCAUUGGUGUGGCAAAAAGACACAGACACAUUCUCUUUCUAAGUACUGAUCUUUAAUAAGGAGGUACACGUUUAAUUACACAUUAAGACCCAAUGAUUAGUGACAUGUACUUUGCAGUAGAUGUGAAAAUAAUGUUAGGAUCUAUACCAGCUUGACCUAAUUCUCCAUUUUGUGGUUGGUAUGUCAACUGCUACCUCUUUUAAAUCUACCUCUUUUGCUUUUGGACAUAGAUGUCUGUAGGGAGGCAUCAUAAUGACCUAUUCUACUUUUUUUUUGUUUUCAUUUUUAGUGGACCUGCUUUAUUUUAACUAAACAGCAAUUUUCUCAAAACUGUAACAAAUAAAACUCUUCAAAUCAAA